Messenger RNA from Poecilia latipinna (sailfin molly), 4879 nucleotides. It is a transcript of the gene cpda, whose product is annotated as carboxypeptidase D, a. The record is from RefSeq and is a predicted model, not a curated record. Gene Ontology annotation, biological process: peptide metabolic process; protein processing. NCBI's taxonomy places the organism in Eukaryota, Metazoa, Chordata, Actinopteri, Cyprinodontiformes, Poeciliidae. The transcript is spliced from 22 exons. Gene Ontology annotation, molecular function: zinc ion binding; metallocarboxypeptidase activity. The coding region runs from base 183 to 4352 and encodes 1389 amino acids.
UAGCCCCGCCCAUUGGGAGGUGAACGGAAGUGAAAGGAAACAGGCAGGCUAGUGUGGCCCUGACAGCAGAAAAACAGCUGUGACGCGAAGAAAGACCUUAAUAAAAGAGAAGAAAGAAAAGCAUUCUUUUCAGUUCUUUAGUUGAGAAAACCGGAUGGUGUGGAAGUAGAUAUUAGGUCAACAUGGUACUCAUCUGGGAGCCUCUUCCGAAGACGUUAAAACAGCUGGUGUUACUUUCCGCCUUGUUUCGUCUUGUUGUGUCUCAGGGUGAAGACAAGAAGCAGUUGCGACGAAACACCGGUGCUUCGGAAACGGUAGAGACUUACAACCAAUACUACAAUUAUGUUGACCUAACGAAACGCUUACAGGCUUUAGCGCAGAGCUACCCCCACAUUGCGAACCUGUCGAGCAUUGGUCGGUCCGUGGAGGGCAGGGAGUUGUGGGUGAUGCGGAUCACCGUGGAGCCCAACAAAGACACGCCGGGGAAGCCUAAAUUUAAGUACGUGGGGAACAUGCACGGAGAUGAGACCGUGUCCAGACAGGUGUUGGUCUACCUGGUGGAGCACCUGCUCGCUAAGUAUGGGGAGGAGGACCGAAUCACACAGCUGGUGAACAGCACGGAUAUUUACAUCAUGCCCAGCAUGAACCCUGACGGCUUUGAGAAGUCAAAGGAAGGGGACUGCGAAGGUGUAAACGAUGGUCGAAAUAAUGCCAGAAAUAAGGACCUAAACAGAAGUUUUCCCGAUCAGUUUGACGGGACCACAGUGAGUGGUCCAGAUACCAUUCCAGAGGUCAUGGAAGUGAUAAAAUGGAUCAAGGAGAAAAAAUUUGUUCUCUCUGGGAACCUGCACGGCGGCUCUGUGGUGGCCAGUUACCCUUUCGACGACUCUGCCUCCCACCAGCAAGGGGGCUUCUACAGCCAGUCGGCCGAUGACGAUCUGUUUCGCUACCUGGCCCUGGAGUAUUCCCGAAAUCACCCUGUGAUGAAGACGGGUCACCCUAACUGUCCCGACUCUCCCGGAGAAACCUUUAAAGACGGGAUCACCAAUGGAGCCAAGUGGUAUGAUGUGUCAGGAGGAAUGCAGGACUACAACUACCUGUAUGGAAACUGCCUGGAAAUCACCAUGGAGCUGAGCUGCUGCAAGCACCCUCCAGCUUCUGAGCUGCAUCAGGAAUGGGAUCUGAACAGGGAGUCCCUUCUGGCCUACAUGGAAAAGGUACACAUGGGAGUUCGUGGCUUUGUGAAAGAUGCAGUCAGCGGUUCCGCCCUCAGCAAUGUCAGCAUUGUGGUUGCUGGUAUCCGCCACAACCUGACCACAGCAAAAUUUGGAGACUACUACCGCCUUCUGCUCCCGGGAACCUACAACAUCACAGCUGUGGCUCCAGGGUAUCUACCAAAGACAUUCAACAAUGUUCAGGUUAAUGAGGGCAAACCCACUGAGAUUAACUUUACCCUGCAGCCUGUUGUCAGUGAGGCUGCAGGCAAGACCCCCCAAACUACAACCUCAACUCCAUCCACCAGUCACCUUGUUACUCCCUCUACGAAGGCUUCCAACAACAGCCAGGCUCACGCAGUUCCCACCACCCCUCUGUUCGUCCCACCUGUUCAUGAGUCCGUCCAUCCAAAAGAGUUUCGUCACCACAACUAUGCAGACAUGGAGCUCUUCUUACGAAAGUACAGCAGCGAGUUUUCCUCCAUCACCCAUCUUUACUCCAUCGGCCGCUCUGUACAAGACCGGGAGCUGUAUGUGAUGAUAAUCUCGGACAACCCUAAUGUUCACGAGCAUGGGGAGCCGGAGUUCAAGUAUGUGGGCAACAUGCACGGAAAUGAGGUGGUGGGAAGGGAACUGCUGCUCAACCUCAUUGAAUAUCUGUGUCGCAACUACGGUACCGACCCUGAGGUCACUCAGCUGGUCAACAGCACUAGGAUUCACAUCAUGCCCUCCAUGAACCCCGAUGGCUACGAGGUGGCUGUGGAAGGUGACGUGAAGGGCUACAGAGGACGGAACAACAGCAAUGAUUAUGAUCUGAAUCGCAACUUUCCAGACCAGUUUGUCACCAUCACCGAACCCAGGCAGCCAGAGACUAUAGCUGUCAUGAGCUGGUUGAAGAGCACCCCGUUUGUUUUGUCUGCAAACCUCCACGGAGGCUCCUUGGUGGUCAACUACCCGUUUGAUGAUGACAAAGAGGGGCUUAGUCAUUACAGCAGGUCGCCUGAUGAUGACGUAUUUAAGCAGGUGGCCAAAGCGUACUCACAGGAGAAUCCUCUCAUGUACAAAGGACACCCUUGUGACGACCUGGACCCAGAGGACUAUUUUGAGGAUGGCAUCACUAAUGGAGCCAACUGGUACACUGUUCCCGGUGGGAUGCAGGACUGGAAUUACAUCAACACAAACUGCUUCGAGGUGACCAUCGAGCUGGGCUGCGUCAAGUACCCCCUGGCUAAGGAGCUGCCAAAAUACUGGGAACAAAACUGGAGAGCUUUGCUGCAGUUUAUGCACCAGGUUCACACGGGAAUAAAAGGCACAGUUUCUGAUGACCAGGAUAAAGUGGGAGUUCCCAAUGCCACCAUCAGCGUGGGGGGAAUAGACCACAACGUCACUACGGGUCAUACUGGAGACUACUGGAGACUGCUGGUUCCUGGGACUUAUGCAGUCACUGCCUCUGCUGAUGGGUAUAAACCCUUGACGACCUACGCUACGGUCUCAAAGGACCGAGCAGAGGUAGUGGACUUCAGGCUGACCCGCUUAAACUCGGAAAAUACCGGCCAUGCGUCCACUGUUCCCCAGCUGACCCGGAGCCCAUCUGACAGGGAGCUCAACAGCUUGAUAAAGGAGCUGUCUCUAGACCAAGGUUUGGAGCAGCUGGUCAAGAGCACAGCCACUGACAGCAGCUUCCGCUACCGACGCCCAAAAGACCUGGAAGCCGUCUUGAGAGGCCUCACGCUUAACUUCCCCCAAAUUACAUCUUUACACAGACUGGGCCAAAGUGUAGAGUUUAGAAACAUUUUGGCUCUGGAAAUCUCCAACAAUCCAGCAGAACCCGAGCCGUCUGAACCGAAGAUCCGCUUCGUGGCGGGGAUCCACGGCAACGCUCCCGUGGGCACGGAGCUGCUGCUGGAGUUUGCCGCUUCUCUGUGCAUCAACUACGGCAAGAACGCCGCCAUUUCCAAGCUAAUCAACGAGACCCACAUCUUCAUUGUGCCCUCCAUCAACCCUGACGGACGGGAACAGGCGGCGGAGAAGAAAUGCUCGUCCAGCCGCGGCCUGACCAACUCCAAUGACAAAGACCUUGACAAGACGUUUUUCGGCAACUCGUCACAGCAUUUGAUGGAGCCAGAACCAGAGACCAAAGCAAUGAUGAAUUUUAUUCAAAGCUAUGACUUCAGUCUGUCUGUCGCCCUGGAUGGAGGCGCUCUGGUUGUCACCUACCCUUAUGACAAACCUGUUCAGACUGUUAAUAAUGAAGCCACUUUGAAGUACUUGGCAAAAGUGUACGCCAAGAACCAUCCCAAGAUGCACCCCGGUGACACUGCAUGUUCCAACAAUGGGCAAAUGGGAAAUGUCCCAGAUGGAGUGAUGAAAGCAGCAGAACUGCAAAGUCACAUGGGAAGCAUGAAGGACUUCAGUAUGGAUUUUGGACACUGCCCAGAAAUCACAGUAUAUACUGGCUGCUGUUUGUUUCCUGCUGCUAACCAGCUGGGCACGCUCUGGGCUGAGAACAAAAAGGCUCUCCUCAGCAUGCUGGUGGAGGUCCAUAAAGGGGUGCGUGGCGUAGUGAGGGACAGAAGUGGGAAACCGAUUGUCGGCGCGACCAUUUUUCUGAACACAACCCUGAAAGUCUCUACUUCUGAGGGCGGCUACUUCCACGUCCUCGUCCACCCGGGCUCCUAUAAUAUUGACGUCAUAGCUGAAGGCUAUCAAAGUCACCAUAAACAGGUUGUGGUCACUUCCCAUGAAGCUGCUGCUUUUGUCCUGAUAGAGUUUGAUGUAGACAACAGCAUAUUUGGAUUGCAAAGGGAGUUUGUUGUGGCCUGUGCAGCUGCCUCCAUGACAGCGCUGGUGUUGACGGCGUGCAUCAUUUGGUGCGUGUGCUCAGCGAAGUCCGACCAUCAGAAGGAUGGCUUCCACCGGUUGCGGCAGCACCGCGACGAAUACGACGAUGAAAUCCACCUCAACUCCAUGGGCUCCAAAAAGUCCCUGCUCGCCCAUGAGUUUCAGGACGAAAGCGAAAGCGAUGAAGAGACACUUUGUCCUGCUGGUGGACUACUGCCUGACCAGCAGGGUGCGAUGGAGGACGAUGAUGAUGAUGAACACAGAGUGAAUGAAGAAGUUCCUCUCCGGCCUCAUUGAUCCUUUGCAGCGGCUUUUUGUUUUUUGUGCCAUUCAAAAAGGCCUCUGCUUGUUCUGCCCCAGUUUAAAGGCCAAGCUGCCAAGUCCAAAUGAACUCCUGAAAACAAAUCUAGCAAGAAGUGUGGUAUCCCCCAAAAUGGAUCUUUGAAAUAAGCAACAAUUUAAUAAUCCUUCAAAAUUGGAAAUUCCUUUUUUUUUUUUUUUUUACUUCUUGAUCCAAAGUAGAAUAGCUGCACUGAAAGUGUCCGAGCCUUUGGGAGAACGUCUCCAACUCUGUGCCUUGGCUUCUGAAGGUUUAUCUGUCCAGUCAGACUGAAAUAGAUGUAACAAAGCUGCAUCUGCUUUCAAUAAAACUGAGAUUAUGCUGGGAAUUGAUCCAUCCAGUAGUUUGCUGAUGAGAAAAGAUGGAAAAAUCUUUCUCGUUAACGUUUUGGCACAAUUUUAAGGUGACUUGCCUGGGAGUUUAUCAGUUUUGUGUGUGUGUUUUUUUUGUUGUUGUCAGGCUUAAAUAAAAUUUUCCCUGGACU